AAAGCAAAAUCUCAUCGAACUAACUAAUCUCACUAUCAAUGGCAGAUGCAGGUUGCAGGUAUGCAUUAGUUACCGGUGGGAACAAAGGAAUCGGAUUGGAGAUCUGUAAGCAGUUAGCUUCCAAAGAAAUUAAGGUGAUUUUAACUUCAAGGGAUGAGAAGAGAGGCCUUGAAGCACUGCAAACCCUCAACCACUCCGGCCAUGUGGAUUUUCUUCAACUCAAUGUUGUCGACACUGCAAGCAUCGCUGCUGCUGCCCAAUUCGUCACCACAAAAUAUGGGAGGCUUGACAUUCUGGUGAAUAAUGCAGGAAUAAUAGGAGCAGGAGUGGAGGGAGAUGUUUCAAUUCUUCAAGAGCUAGUAGAAGCAAAUACUGCUACAGUCUUUGCUAACUCAGAGGUUGAGACUCCACCGCAGCUGAAAGCAAAAGGAACUAUGAUUCAGACAUACGAGGCUGGAGAAAAGUGCAUAAAAACAAACUACUACGGUGUAAAGAGAGUGACAGAAGCCCUCAUUCCUCUCCUCAAACUAUCUGCUUCACCAACUAUCGUCAAUGUCUCCUCCAUCUUAGGCCACCUUCGCCUCUUGCAGAACGAGCGCGCAAAAGCCGUGCUGGGCAACGAGGCGGGCCUGACGGAAGAGAGCGUGGAUGAGGUGGUGCGAGAGUUCCUCAGCGACUUCAAAGAGGGGAGAUUGGAGGAGAGCAAGUGGCCGAGUCAUGGUGCGGCGUAUAAAGUGUCUAAAGCGGCUUUAAAUGGAUAUACGAAAGUGUUGGCUAAGAAGCACACGGAUUUCAUCAUCAACAGCCUCUGCCCUGGCUUUGCAAGAACGGAUUUAACCGGCAAUCUCGGCGCCAUCAGCGCCGAGGAUGCUGCUCAGAGGGUGGUUAAGGUGGCGCUGCUGCCUCGUGGUGGGCCAUCGGGCGCCUUCUUUUAUGACGAGGAUGUGUAUGGUGUUGCUACUUGAUGGACAGUGACUGUGGUGUGUGUGUGUGGAAGACUUGGCAUCACCAUUAUAGUAAAGGAUGCAAAUGCCUCUCCCUGUAAUAAAAACUACUAUUACAUGCUUAUGUUCAAGAAUCAAAAUAUUACUCCGUAUUAAGUUGGUCUUUAGUAUUGGAUCCAAGCAUGUACUAUUUUCUACA
Molecule: messenger RNA, 1143 nt
Organism: Salvia splendens (bonfire salvia)
Lineage: Eukaryota; Viridiplantae; Streptophyta; Magnoliopsida; Lamiales; Lamiaceae
Product: (-)-isopiperitenone reductase
Exons: 2
Coding region: 39-965 (308 amino acids)
Cellular component (GO): membrane
Source: RefSeq, a predicted model, not a curated record